AUGUGCUUCUUCGUGUGUCACGAAAUUCCAAAAAGGGAGAGAGACGACUCCAGCGGCGUCCGAUUGAUGCACCGGGACACGAAAGCUACAAAGGAAAAUGUUCCCGAAUUCGUCUCAACAGCCGUAAACGACGAUCUUCUCGACUACGCUGAGCUGCAGGACACCCACUACGAAUCGCUAUUCACGAAACUGAGAAAACUCGAGGACCUCAAUCAAGAAUGGACCACCCUCAUGACCAAAGACCCCAACGAAGUAAUCAUCUUCCACGACUUCAUCUCCAAGUAUGGCGAUUACCGCGAUGACAUACAGAAAGCAAUCAAAGCACUACAACAAAUCGACAGCAGUGGGACUCUCAUGCAAGAGGAACUAGAAAAAAGAGGAAUCGCUCACACUUUCAACGCGUACUCGACUCCACAUCCACAAGACAACAGUAACGUCUUCCACGAAAGAAGCAAAAUGCUAAAACAAAGCGCCUCCGCCUAUCCAUACCACGAAGGACUCCAGCCUCCACCGACGUCCACCUAUCCCCCACUACUCCCUUCGACCGCGUACCUCCACACGAUCUCUCCGAAUGCCUUCAAUCAACCAUUCUCUUCAACCAUCUAUUCUCUAUCUCCUUCGUCGACUACCCAUCCCAACGCCACUCAUCCCACGAUUCAACAGGAAACACAAAACCUCAACUACUUCGACGCGUCGCUGCUCACCCGUCUCGACCUCCCUUCAUUCACAGGGAAUCUCCUAGAAUUCCCAGAAUUUUGGGCUCGAUACCACGCCCUCAUCCAUUCCAAGUCAACACUAUCAGGAGCAACCGAAUUCUCCCUCCUGAAAAGCUGUCUCAAAGGACGAGCUCUUCAAACGAUUGAUGGCCUUCCAGUCACCGAUGACAACUACGCAAUAGCCAUCGAUAUCCUGCUCGCUACUUACGACAACCCGUCCACCCUGCGCCAUCUGAUCUAUACGCAGUUGUCGAGUCUUCCGCAGUGCGACCCAGAUGGCAAACAACUACAAGACCUCUACUUGAGAAUGCUUCAACUCGUACGACAGUACACCGUGAUCACGCCAUAUUCACCCGAGUUCGCACUAGGAGCACUAUUGUACAACAAACUUCCGCGUUUCGUCAGAGCAAGAAUUUACGACAUGACGGACAAAAGAACCUGA
This is a messenger RNA of Necator americanus (New World hookworm), 1158 nucleotides long. RefSeq lists its product as uncharacterized. The transcript has 2 exons. The record is from RefSeq and is a predicted model, not a curated record. NCBI's taxonomy places the organism in Eukaryota, Metazoa, Nematoda, Chromadorea, Rhabditida, Ancylostomatidae. Bases 1 to 1158 code for a protein of 385 amino acids.